GGACCUGGUUGGGGAGAUUUUCACCAAGGCUGUUUAGGAAUUCUUUCAUUCUGGUAAAAUGCGAAAGGAGAUCAACUGCACUAUUUUAGCCCUCAUUCCAAAGGUAUCAAACUCUAAUUCUAUGAAGAAUUUUAGGCCUAUCUCCUGUUGUAACUUUGUCUAUAAGUGCAUCUCUAAGAUACUAGCUAAUAGACUUCAAUCAGUCUUGGCUCAGCUUAUAAGUCCUAACCAAUCUGCUUUUAUUAGAGGAAGGCUUAUUACAGACAAUAUAGUGCUAGCACAUGAAAUGGUGAAAUGGUAUAACAGGAAGAAUGUCUCUACUAGGUGUGCUCUGAAAAUAGACAUAAUGAAGGCUUUUGAUAGUGUUGAUUGGGAUUUUUUUUCUUUGUACUCUGGCUGCCAUGGGAAUCCCAGGAAAGUUUGUGAAUUGGGUGAAGGGUUGCUUAGACUCUACUAGUUUCUCUUUUUUCAUUAAUGGGGGAUUAACAGGUCUGUUUGAAGCUAGGAAGGGGCUGAGGCAGGGGUGUCCACUCUCGCCCUACUUAUUUACUAUUAGCAUGGAAGUGCUUAGUUGUAUGCUAAAUAGGGAAGCUGCUCGUGCCAUCUUGACCUAUCAUCCUCAGUGUAGGAGAAUCAGCUUAACACACCUGUGUUUUGCUGAUGACCUCUUGAGCUUUACCAAUGGGUCUGUGGAGGGGGUUUCAGUGGUUGCAAAGGUGCUCCACAAGUUUUAUCUAGUUUCAGGAUUAAGAUGUAAUCCAAGUAAGAGUGAAAUCUUUAGUGCUGGAGUCUCUGAGAAUCUGAAAGAGGAGCUGUUUUCGUGUGCUAGGUUUAAGGAAGGUAGAUUACCUGUUAGAUACCUUGGUUUGCCUCUGAAUGCAGGGAAGCUCUCUUCUGGGACUGUAAAAAUCUGGUAGACAGAAUUGCAGGGAGGAUCAUGGGUUGGCAUCCAAGACUUCUGACAUAUGCAUGGAAACUUGAGCUUGUCAUCUCAGUGCUGGCAAGCAUGAUUCAGUAUUGGAUGAAUGUCAUCCUCCUGCCUAAGAAGGUGAUCAAGCAAAUCGAAAACCUCUACUCACAGUUUCUCUAGAGUGAUUUUGAAAAAAAAAAAAUCAAAGUUUCAUGGAAGAUAGUGGCCCUACCCAAAGAUGAAGGUGGUAUGGGUUUCAAGGAUCUGUGCUCCUGGAAUAAAGCCUGUCUUACUCGACAUAUUUGACGCAUACUAUCUGAUAUGGAUAUGCUUUGGAUAGCUUGGAUAAAGGAGUAUCGCCUUCCAACAUGAGUAUAUGGGAGGUGAAAACUCGUGGGUCCUUGGUGUGGAAUAAAAUUCUCAUGCUGAGAGAUGAUGCAGCUGGGAAACUAUGUAGAACUAGCAGAGGAGUAGAGUGAGAAGGUGAGCAGAUGGACAGAUUCAGGAUUAGUAGAGUUUGGCAAAGCUUCAGGCCGCGAGGAGAUAAUGUGGGGUGGUCUAAAUUGGUUUGGAAAAGAGGUAUUCCCAAGAAUUCUACCUUUACUUGGUUGAUCCUAUUGGGACACAUUUUCACUAUGGAUGUUGUGCAACGCUAGAAUCCUGAGGUGACAGGUUCUUGCCCUUUUUGUAGUUAAGAGUUAGAGACUAAAAGUCAUCUCUUUUUUCAGUGUCCCUAUAUGCAGGAAGUGUGGAGCACUAUCUUCCCCCUCCCAUGGCGGAUUCCGAUUCCUAGUGACUUGCAGCAGUCCGUGGGUUUAGCUACUAGACACCUCAGCAAGUGCUUGAUGGGCAGAACCCUCUGGUGCCUAGUACUGAGUGAGAUCUGGCGUGAAAGACGCAUGAGAGUCUUUGGUGGGAAGCAUUUAAUGGUGGCAGAACUCGUCAAACGAACGCAGGGAGUGAUGGAAUCUAAAGAAGUAGGAGACUCAAAGUUUGCUGACUCGGCUCUGAUCCGCUCAUUGUGGUACAAAGUGUAGCCUGUUGUAGUUGUUCUCUGCUUCUGGUAUAGUGUGUAGUUGUGUUGUAGUUGUGCUGCAGAGACUUUCUUUUUUCUUUUCUUCUGCUUGUAGUAUAGCGUGGAGGUGGGUUGCGGUUGUUCUGGUUGAAUUUGUACAGAUCGUAUUUGAUGAAUAAAGAUUCACCCAUUCAUCGGAAAAAAAAACACUUAACAACCCCACUUAUUAUUCAAACAAGCCUAUACACUAGAUUUUAAUAAUUUAUACAAUAAGCCUUAUUUUUUUAGUUUUCUUCCAUAUUUGAGAUUUCUAGGCAUUAUCUUUUCGUUAUUCUCUUGAUUGUUUAAUAUACAUUCAAUUCCUACCAAUUUUAGAUGACAUAUAUUUCCUUCCAACUCCAAAAUUCAUACGCGACAAUAAAAAGUCCACAAAUUUCUCUAUGAUAUGAAAAAAUACACAACAGUACACUAGUACGACUUGAUAAUAAAAUAUAUAUUAACUAAUUAUAGCUAAUGUCAUUAUCAACAAAUACCAUAAAGAACAACACGCAACCAAAUGCGACAGUCGACGGCUAGUCGAAUUGCCGAUGAAAGGGUCGUUUGUGCCACUAAAUUGGCAGCCCUGUUGUACCUCCGAGGGGUAAAAGUACAAUAAAAAAAAAACUAAAAAACCACAUCAGCCUAAUCUCCUCUUGUAUUGCUCCGCCCAUCCCGUGAUCCACCUCCCAUUCCUGAACGCCUCAGACCAAAGAUUGGCAAUCCCCACAAAAAUUGAUAACAAGAAAGUUAUGUGUUAGGCACCACUACAUUGCAUCCCACAAAGCUAGCAAUUCCAUAAAAAUGGAUCUGUCAAACCUGUAUAGUAUUUCCCAAAAGAAAACACCAAGUCACCAUCCACUGAGAAACAUUUGAAGCCAAUAGCACCACUGUGGUCCUUUCUCCAAGCACCAUCAAACCGAACAAGGAUACCCGUUUUAGACAAGUGCCUGACGUCUCCCGCCCUGUCGUCCUGCCAUUGUCGGUGAAGGUAUCAGUGUCGAGUAUAGAUCCACUGUGUAAGGCCAUUGGAGUAGUUGCGGCCCGCCAUUCAUCCUCUUGUGACUGAAGUUGGCGCAAGAGAGUAGGGGCCAUGUACUGUAUACCUUUAUGAACAGUCCAACACCUGGAUUUUCAAAGCCUCCACAAAAGAAAAAACACUUUAGCAUAAUUAGUGCCACCGAAUCCGCUGUAAAGAGCACCUGCAACACAUCAAGGCGCCAACAAUAAUUGAUAGGACAGAUGAAUUCCGAGACAAAAGUAACAGUACAAUGUACACCCGGAAGCAAAGAAGGAGAGAAUGGAGGAGAAGAAGGCAGCCACUUAUCUGAUAACACCUGAACAGCAGUGCCUGAUCCGAUUCUCCACCGCAGACCCCGGGCAAGCAUAUCUCUACCUUCAAGAAUGCCUUACCAUGCCCAGGAUGGCCGCACACCCACUCUGGGCGAGAGUACUGACGUGUCAGGAUAAUAUUGGGCCUUGUAGAGAGUAGCCAAAGUCGCGAAAACCUAACCCGCCCUCAAACUUGCCGUGAUAAAUCUCAGGCCACGAAACCCAAUGUAAACCAUCCUGUCUUGAUCAGCCCACUCAAAGCGGGAGAGUUGGCCAUUCAACCUGCGAUAACUACAAGAAGGAAUACGAAAAGCAGACAUUGCAUAAAUGGAAGAAGCCGACCCGAUUGACUUCAUUACCGUCUCCUUGGCACAGACAUGGCUUUGCCCUUUCAUGAACGAAUCCUAGUAGCGAGUCCUUCCUCCAGAAAGAGAAAGGUGGGAGAUUUAGACACAUUAGCACUAACAAAAAAAUGGAAGAUUUAUGUAAAUUGACCCUUUGCCCACUCACAGUCCCAUACUCCUCAAACACAGGCAGUAAAUGUGAACAUUCAAGAACCGAGGCUCGCAAAAACAAAUAAGUAUCAUCUGCAGAAAAAAAAAAGUGUGAAGUGA
Molecule: messenger RNA, 3907 nt
Organism: Linum trigynum
Lineage: Eukaryota; Viridiplantae; Streptophyta; Magnoliopsida; Malpighiales; Linaceae
Source: the annotation of a GenBank genome assembly